This is a messenger RNA of Xenopus laevis (African clawed frog), 4472 nucleotides long. It is a transcript of the gene slc9a7.S, whose product is annotated as sodium/hydrogen exchanger 7. The coding region runs from base 301 to 2325 and encodes 674 amino acids. Gene Ontology annotation, molecular function: antiporter activity; potassium:proton antiporter activity; sodium:proton antiporter activity. NCBI's taxonomy places the organism in Eukaryota, Metazoa, Chordata, Amphibia, Anura, Pipidae. Gene Ontology annotation, biological process: potassium ion transmembrane transport; transmembrane transport; regulation of pH. The record is from RefSeq and is a predicted model, not a curated record. Gene Ontology annotation, cellular component: recycling endosome; membrane; plasma membrane. The transcript has 16 exons.
CCGCCAUAAGCCCCGCCUCCGUUUCACUCUGUACUGCCCACAUCUGCCUUUUCGUCGGCUCCCAGGGGCGUGCGCAGAGAGAAUGCAGCGGGAGAGGGCGUGGAAGUGAGAGGCAGGAUAGCCCGUCUGCUGAGCGACUGUGUUGCUUGUGCCAUGGGGAUUGUGCGCAUUGGACUUAUCGCUCGCUUUACCGGCUGGAGGAAGUGCGGGGGACCUUUGGGUUGGCAGCAGUGACAGACAGUUGUGCCGCAGGAUAGUUGGCGGAGGGAGGGCACUGACAAGCCACAUUGUGCCCUUACCAUGUACAGGCUGGCGUGGCUGCUGCUGCUUCCUUGGAUUCCUUGGGCAUAUGCCGAGGACAGCGCGAUGGAGGAGAUUGCCACAGAGAAAGAGGCAGAGGAGAGCCACCGGCAGGACAGCGUUAGUCUCCUCACCUUCAUCCUGUUACUCACCCUCACUAUCCUCACCAUCUGGCUCUUCAAGCACCGGCGGGCACGAUUCCUACAUGAGACAGGCCUGGCCAUGAUCUAUGGUCUGAUUGUUGGGGUGAUAUUAAGAUACGCAACACCUUCUACCAGUGGCUACGACAAAGCCAUCAGUUGCUCUCAAGAACAAAGAGCCUUUACCACACUACUUGUCAAUAUCAGCGGCAAGUUCUUUGAAUACACAUUGAAAGGUGAAAUUAUCCCUGAGAAGAUACAUAAUGUGGAGCAGAAUGAUAUGUUAAGAAAAGUAACCUUUGACCCUGAAGUCUUCUUCAAUAUUUUAUUGCCUCCUAUUAUAUUCCAUGCUGGAUAUAGCUUAAAAAAGAGGCACUUUUUCCGAAACAUUGGAUCCAUUCUUGCUUAUGCAUUCUUUGGUACUGCAGUCUCCUGCUUCAUUAUAGGGAAUCUUAUGUAUGGGGUAGUAAAAUUAAUGAAGCUUGUGGGACAAUUGAAUGACAAGUUUUACUACACUGACUGUCUGUUUUUUGGCGCCAUAAUCUCUGCUACAGAUCCAGUAACUGUCCUUGCCAUAUUUAAUGAUCUGAGGGCAGAUGUAGAUCUCUAUGCUCUUCUGUUUGGUGAAAGUGUCCUUAAUGAUGCUGUAGCCAUCGUACUGUCUUCGUCAAUAGUUGCUUACCAGCCCACUGAGGAAAACAUGCACACGUUUGAUGCUUCUGCGUUUUUCAAGUCUGUUGGAGUAUUUGUUGGGAUAUUUAGUGGCUCUUUUGCUAUGGGAGUUUGCACUGGUGUUUCAACAGCUCUCGUGACCAAAUUUACAAAACUCCAUUGCUUCCCCUUACUGGAGACGGCUCUCUUCUUCCUGCUCUCUUGGAGUACCUUCCUCUUGGCAGAGGCUUGUGGCUUUACAGGUGUCGUGGCUGUUCUUUUCUGUGGCAUCACACAAGCUCAUUACUCUUAUAAUAAUUUAUCUUCAGAGUCAAGAAACAGAACCAAACAGCUGUUUGAAGUCCUGCACUUUCUGGCCGAGAACUUUAUCUUUUCAUACAUGGGCUUGGCACUUUUCACCUUCCAGAAGCAUGUGUUUAGCCCGAUUUUUAUUGUUGGGGCUUUUAUUGCUAUUUUUGUUGGGAGAGCUGCACAUGUUUAUCCUCUCUCGUUUUUACUGAAUUUGGGAAGAAGGCACAAAAUUGGGUGGAACUUUCAGCACAUGUUGAUGUUCUCAGGUCUUCGAGGUGCUAUGGCAUUUGCUCUGUCCAUCCGAGAUACAGCUACAUACUCUCAUCAAAUGAUGUUUUCCACGACCCUUCUCAUUGUCUUCUUCACAGUGUGGUUUAUUGGUGGGGGCACCACCCCAAUGUUGUCCUGGCUGAAUAUCAGAGUUGGAGUUGACCCAGAUCAAGAUCCAGCACCAACAAAUGACAGUUUUCAAGUACUUCAUACAGAUGGCCCUGGCUUAAAUGGCGGCAGUCGUACAAAGCAGGAGAGUGCCUGGGUGUUUAGGUUGUGGUAUAGCUUUGAUCAUAAUUAUCUGAAACCAAUGCUGACCCACAGUGGUCCUCCAUUAUCGACAACUCUUCCCAGCUGGUGCGGGCUCAUUGCCAGGUGUUUCACGAGCCCACAGGUCUAUGAUAAUGUCGAGCAGUUGAGAGAGGACGAUGCAGAAUUUAUUCUAAAUGAUGGCGACCUUACAUUAACUUAUGGAGACACCACCAUAACAGCUAAUGGCUCCUCUGGUUCUCACACAGCAACCACAAGCCUUGACGGCAAAAGAGAAAAAAUGAGCUCCGACGAAGCUCUGGAACAUGAACUAACUGGGGGAGACUAUGAGAUCACCAACCGAGGCACUCGGCUAGUGUUUCCACUUGAAGAAAAUGCAUGACCUGUGAAAGCAGCGAUCAUUAGGAAAGCCAGCGCAAGCCAGAAUAUGGUGCCAGGGAAUCUCCGGCCCCGUGCAGUGAAGAGCUGGGUGCAGUUCAAACAUUAAAACAUAAUCCUUGUGGUACUGAGAGUGAUGCAUUAUCAGGCAGCAAUCACUUCUCUUUUUUGAUGAGGCAAUUGCAAGUUUUAUGGUUUAGAUGUGAUAUUAAUUUACGCAGAUUUGCAGAAUCCUUCCUUUUUCCUGUUCCUCUGACCCCUAAAAGAAGAACCUGAAACAGAAACUACUGGUUUAUAAUUCUGGAACUGUCUAGUGAACACCCUGUGUGUGAGGUCAGUCUGACUGCUUUGCUAUUCCCACAUAUGCAGCCUUUUUACUUUGGAGCAAGGAUCAUUCUCUGUUUGAAAGUGCCUGUCAUUCUAUACCAAAAGGCAAUCCUUAAUGUUUGGGAGAAGUGUUAAAUGCAUUUUUUACCUUACAUGUUACAAGUACAUGUUAAUACUAAUGCAUGAAAUCAAUAUUUUAUCCAAAAAAAACUUUCCAUUUUGUCAAGAUAAGGAAAAUUAUGGUUUUGCCAUGAGCGUGGCCAUAACAAGUGCAAGUUACUAGCUGGCAUUUCACCUUUGUCUGGAAACAUGUCCAUUUGAAUUCCACUUUAGAGCACGUCCAACAUUUACUGAUCUAUAAAAAAGGAACAGUUCUGUUUCUGAAUAUAUUCAACUUCUAAUUUGCAUUGCAAUUUUUUAAAUGGGAAAUAUCACCUCUUACAGAACUGUCAAUUUCUUUACAAAUUCAGAUGUUCUACAGCUCUUCUAGCUGAUUAAAGCAAAUAGUCUGCCAUUUCCAGGGCCAGAUUCACAUUGCGGGCACCCCUAGUCCCGCUGAAGUUUGUCGCCCCGCCCCCUCCCUUUUAUUAGUGCAAAUUGUCAUAAUCAGGAAUGGAGCAAUGGGGAUUGGUGCAUCCGAAAUUGAAAAAACGGUUUUAUCUUCUGCACAUCCCCAGUGUUUCUGAACCAAUGUGGUUGCGGUUGGGCAGUCCGUCCCCUAAAAUCCUGCUGCCCUAGGCCCGGGCCUUAGUGGCCUUUCCACAAAUCCAGGCCUGGCCAUUUCUGGUAUAUGUUUCAUUCAACUAGAGAGUAGUGGCAUAAGAACUAUGCUAAUUUAGAACAUUGAACUAUAGAACAUUGAUUGAGACCCAUUUCUAUGAAGCAUGCUUCAGAAAAGUCCAACUUGUAUUUAGCUGGAAGACCUCUCCAUACAAAAUAUCAGACUGUUCCUUUAAUAUUUACAGUUGCUUCUUGCUGGCAACAAGUAUCUUCUAACAGAGAACAAGUAUGUUCUUUUAUGCAGUUCUUCUGUCUGAGAGCAAGAUGGGGGAACAGUUGUUGUUAAAAUUAAAAUGUCUCUGUAAACGAGCAGCUUUUGCAUUUGAACAAAUAAUGUAUAGGAAACAAUAGCACAAUUACUAGAACCUAUUUGUGCAACAGUUCUCUUAAACACAAUGUCCUCUUGAGCAUUUAUAUAAUAGUUCCUUUUAGCUCUCUGGAGAAUGUCCAUGACUCAGGACCCCCUGGGGCUUAUAUCAAUAUGCAAGGCUUUCAGCACCUACUCACAAGACCCAAUAUAUUUUUUUCAGUGUUUCUGCUUAAAGUUGUAGAAUGGGUUUCUCAGUUUAACUUUCCACAUAUGAAUUCUUCUGGAAAUAAUUCAGUAGAGCUGGUAAUCCCUUUGUGCCCAGUGACAAGUGCAUUUUGGGUUAAUUUAUUUACAUUAAGUUUUCUGUCAUGAUUGUCAGGACAUUGUGAUUGGUUCAUGUGAUAGUCCCGUACAUGCUUUCCAGGACAGCAGUAUUGUGCAUGAAUGUUGAUUUAUGCAGCAGUCCCAAAAUGCUAUGUUCUCUAUAUAAUUUGGAUAAUGACUAUUUCAAGAAACACAUUCCUUCAAAAUGGUUAAAGCAAUGUUUGCUAUUUAAAUAUGACAACUAAAAUGUUUUGUGUCUAAAAUGACAUGUUGUCUUAUCUCUACAGAUGUAUCAUAUCUCAUGUGAAAAAGAAAGCACCCUUUUUUUUUUUGGUUUUACAUAUUGUGAUAUAACUAUCUUGUACGAGUUCUGAAAUUAGAUAAAUCAAAUGUCAUAUGACAACACACAA